ACCUAUAACAAUAAAAUAUUCGGAGAGGAGGAAAAUUAAUCAUAGGUCUCUUGCUCUAAAUGUAAAAAUAAUUCCUAAGUUUGGUCAAGUGUUUGUUGAUUUUGUAUGCAAUCAUUUUACUUUUCUAUUAUAAUAAAGUUUUACCAACAAAGGAGUGAUUACAUUAGUGUUAUUCUCUCUCGAACGAUCAUUAAAUGUCAUUGAAAAAACCAAUCGUCCAUUUCAUACAUGUGAUUGAAAUAAUUAAACUUCUGUGAUCACAAAAUUGAUUUCAAAGUGAUUGUAUACCUACACAAGUUACAAUAAAGUGAUAGUUUGCCCAAGUUUUCCAUUGUGACACUGGGUGGUCGGCAAACAUCUAUGAUCUUUGCCGUUCGCGAUCACCUGUUUUUGCACUCAACGGAUUUCAUAAUUAUACAAAUGCUAUAAAGAAUAUAUUAUACCCCUUGAGGGAUUAGAGAUGGUGGACUACUACAGAAUAUUGGGUGUAUCUCGGACUGCGACUGAUGCAGAGAUUAAAAAAGCUUACCGAAAACUGGCACUAAAAUGGCAUCCUGACAAGAAUCCGGAUAAUGCAGAUGAAUCGAACAGGCGAUUUAAAGAGAUAUCUGAAGCUUACGAAGUCCUUUCCGAUGAAAACAAGCGGAAAUUAUAUGAUGCUCGGGGAUCCUGUCACCACAGUCACAGAUAUUCAAGCAAGAACGGAGUUAAUGGCCAUCGACACUUUAGCUUCAAAGGUUUUUUUGGAGAGACACCAUUCCACCGUUUUUUUGAAAGAAAACGUCGCGUCUACGAUCAAUAUGGCAAAGAGGGGCUGAACAACAGCAGAGGGCGACAUUCCGCGGCUGAUGAGGACUAUGACUUCGGCUACCACAGUUUCCCCUUCAAAUUCCGAGACCCGGAGGAGGUGUUCAGAGAGUUCUUUGGCGGCUCUCCAUUUGGCGAGUUAUUUGCUGAUAUAAACGGGCACAGCCACCGCGGAGGCCGGCGCAGUCACCCGAGCACGUCGCUGACGUCGUCUCUAUUCAGCCCGUUCGGCUUCGGUAUGCAGGGCCUCGACGACAUCUUCGCGCACGCGGCGUCCAACGGGAACACGUUCACGUCGUUCUCCACGUUCAACAGCUCGAUGGCCGGCCCGGGCAGCGCCAACAUGCGCAGCACUACCACCAGUACAAGGAUUGUGAACGGCAAGAAGAUUACUACUAAAAAGGUCAUGGAGAAUGGUCGCGAGACUGUAAUGUCCUAUGAAAAUGGCGUUCUCAAAUCAAAGACUGUUAAUGGCGUACCUCAAUCUUUAACAUACAGUUAAAUAUAUAUCAUAUAACCAAACUCGAUCCAUAUGACAACUUACUCAAUACAAUACUAUGCGAGUAACAUGUUCCAACUUCUAAUUUAAUUUUGCUUAUUUUAAUUAAUGUAGUUACUGGCACUGUAAAUUUUGCGGUGAAAUUUCUAAACAAUACUUAAUUUAGUCAUAAGUCUCGCUUUUUAUUUUUUAUAUUCAAUUAAAAGUGAGCCAAUUGCAAGUUUGUACCAUUUUUCAUUUAAAAUAUUUCACGCAUCAGGACUAUUUGGCCGAUUCUUGAUCUCAACCUCGAACGAGCAUUGUGUAUUGGUUUUGAUACUCCUAUUUUACAGUCAACUAUAGGUUAGUGUCAACUUGCUGGUCAGUUUAUAAUAUGUAAACGUACGGGGCGCCAUUUAUGAGUAAGGAAUUAUAUGAUUACUUCUAGCUUAUGUGGCUCUAAAAAUUUUCAUGUAAUGAUUUUUAUAAAUGUAGUUUAGUUGUUUGAUUUUGUUAAUACCUUUACUGCCACGUUGGUUAAGCUCUCGAGUGUGGCAUUAUAUAAUAUGAAGCUUAAAAUUUUUGCUUCAUAUAUGAUAUGAAUGUUAGAUAAAAUUUUACAAUGAUGCCAAAAAAAGGUAUGGGGUUAUAUAUUUAGUUACAAUUGUGUCGUUAACGACGUAAAGCAAUUUCAAUUUAUAAGAAGUCAACUGCUCAGGGGACUUGAGUUCCAGACUACCCACGUGGGUUAGUCAUAGCUUUUAGUCUAUUAUCACAAUAUGAUUCUUUACUCUUUAGUCGUAAUAUGAUAUAUUAUGUUAGUAUAAAAUAUAUUUGUAUUAAUUCACAAAUUUUGAAAAUUACUCUUAUGAAUAUUAUUUACACACUGGUGUUUCUUUUGUUUAACGGCAUUUAUUGUAUAGCAAUGUAAUUAAAACGCCAUUAUAUAUUAUGGACCAAGAUCCCUUGUUCGCCAGACAGACUACUGUAUUUAGAUAGAAGUUUUAUCUUGUGUAUACUCUAUUUUUCUUAAGCUGGAUAGAAAAAUGUCACUAGUUUUUCUGUAAAAAAAAUUUUCUUACUCCAAACAAUGAAACCUCUCAAAAAUGAAUGUUAAAGAAAAUUAUUUUUAUGUGUUCAUCAGGGUAGUAAUUUGAACAUAUAUUAAAAACUGCAGGACUCUUAUGAUGUCGCGAUACCCUAAUCUGCAAAAAUAAAUAUUACCUUUUUUGAGUUGAGUAAUCAUCUAAAAAUAUUCAUAAUUUAAUUACCCAUAUUUUAUUUCUUGAAAUAUCUUUGAAUAAUUCUAUUAUGUAAUCUUAAAGUGUUGCAGUACCUCUGGCAAUCCAUGGGAUCUCACUUUAUUAACAUAAAUGAUAAAUUAAUCUGCCUUUGAUGUUAAUUAAAUGUAAUAUUUAUACAUAUAUAUUGAUAUAUAUACAUAUACAUAUAUAUAUAACACGAUGAGUUUUUGUCACGGGCAAACGUAAUUCCUUAAGCGCAACCAAGUUGUUUCAUUAAAUAUUUUGUUGACAUUCAAUUGAACUAGCUGAGCUAAACUUGUGUUCUUAUUGCCCUAGAAAGAAAACUGACGAAAUCACUACAUAUCCUUAUGUUUAAUACACACGUGGGUAUUUCAGCUUUAUCGCUUUAAUAGUAAAUUAUGAUUAAAAAGGCUGUGACGAAGCAGGAUUUCUACUUUAUUAUUACUCAACAAAAGUAUUACAACACUUAGUAGCAGAUUCGUUUUUCGUAAAAAUAAGUAUCUCUUGUUCAUAUCAAUUUUUUUUUUUGGCAAAGCAAUCAGGCCGCUAUUGCCGUUGAAAUGCGGGAUUGAUAUUCUGCCGGUUCGGAAAUAUUUCUAUGCAUUCAAUUUACAUAUGCAUCAUGUUUCUUCAAAGUGUAGAACACUUAAAUAGAAAUACAAAAUUAGUUUAUAAUUUUGGUUUGAAAAUCUUGGGUGCGAUAGCUACAAUUAAGCAUGCCCAUGUAAAAAACUCAUUUGUAUACUUUUUAUAAUAAAUAGAUGUCAUGCAUGAACAACACUUUCCAGAAUUGUACAAUAAAUAUUUUUAAUGUUAGGGCGAUGUAAGUAUAUUCAAGGUCAACCAUAUUGUAACUGGUUGAUAUUCCUUAACUCAGCAACAAAUUGAAAGUUUAACGAUUAAGAUUGUCAAAUAGUUAUCAAUAAUAAUUAUAUUUUGCUAUGCUAAUUUAGUAGGUACUUAAUAAUUCUAAUUUAUGUUGCAAGAAUUUUUACUCCUUUUGUUUAAAAUUAACUGUGAAGCUUACGAUACUUACGUUCAUUUAGGUUUUAGAUCCGCACAUAACAGGAGUUCUUGCUAUUUACACGAGUGCCAUUGCUAUUCUAGAUUCUCUUCUAUUUUACCAUCGUUGAUUUUCAAAAUAAUUGUAAAUAGAUUUAAUAAUUAAUAUUAAAUGGUUUUCAAUAUUUUGUGUUCCGCAAAAUUAUUGUCAGCAAGUAAUGGGCACUGCGAAAUAAAUAAAGAAACUUAAUUGUAA
Pararge aegeria (speckled wood butterfly) is the source of this 3808-nucleotide messenger RNA. It is a transcript of the gene mrj, whose product is annotated as dnaJ homolog subfamily B member 6. Gene Ontology annotation, molecular function: Hsp70 protein binding. Bases 461 to 1309 code for a protein of 282 amino acids. The record is from RefSeq and is a predicted model, not a curated record. The transcript has 7 exons. NCBI's taxonomy places the organism in Eukaryota, Metazoa, Arthropoda, Insecta, Lepidoptera, Nymphalidae.